Messenger RNA from Hyalella azteca, 6300 nucleotides. Its product is annotated as G protein-coupled receptor kinase 2-like. The transcript is spliced from 8 exons. Gene Ontology annotation, molecular function: G protein-coupled receptor kinase activity; ATP binding. The annotation marks the transcript as partial. The record is from RefSeq and is a predicted model, not a curated record. Lineage: Eukaryota; Metazoa; Arthropoda; Malacostraca; Amphipoda; Hyalellidae. Gene Ontology annotation, biological process: protein phosphorylation; signal transduction; regulation of signal transduction. Gene Ontology annotation, cellular component: cytoplasm.
AGUCAACGCGUGACGUACAAGACGUUCCGCCAGUACCGUGUGCUUGGCAAGGGAGGCUUCGGCGAGGUCUGUGCGUGUCAGGUUCGAGCCACGGGCAAAAUGUACGCAUGUAAGAAGCUCGAGAAGAAGCGUAUAAAGAAGAGGAAAGGCGAGAACAUGGUGCUCAUUGAGAAACAAAUACUUCAGAAAGUCAAUUCAAGAUUUGUGGUGAGCCUAGCGUACUCGUACGCGACCAAGGACUCGCUGUGCCUGGUGCUGACCAUCAUGAACGGCGGCGACCUGAAGUUCCACAUCUACAACAUGGGCGUGGAGGCAGGCUUUGAUCUCGAGAGAGCUGUCUUCUAUUCCGCAGAGGUGGCGUGUGGUCUGGAGUGCCUGCACAACCUGGGCAUCGUGUACAGAGAUUGCAAGCCGGAGAACAUCUUGCUUGACGACCACGGCCACGUCCGCAUUUCAGACCUUGGUCUUGCUGUGGAAAUUCCAGAAGGAGAUUUGGUCCGAGGUCGCGUGGGCACCGUUGGCUACAUGGCUCCUGAAGUUAUAGACAACGAGAAGUAUACCUUCUCUCCUGACUGGUUCAGCUUCGGGUGUCUCGUCUACGAGAUGAUUGAAGGACAAGCGCCUUUCAGGGCUCGCAAGGAGAAGGUGAAGAGAGAGGAAGUUGACCGCCGGGUUAAAGAGCAAGCAGAGACUUACUCGGACAAGUUCUCAGACGAUGCAAAGUCCAUAUGCCAACAGCUGCUGGCGAAGCGGCCACAGGAUCGUCUUGGGUGCUCCGCGGGGCGUCAUGGCGCAGAGGUGGUCAAGCAGCACAGCUUCUUUUCAUCCAUCAAAUGGAAGCGUCUCGAGGCUGGCAUGUGCACGCCGCCCUUUAUGCCUGACCCACAUGCAGUGUACGCCAAGGACGUGCUUGACAUAGAGCAGUUCAGUACUGUGAAAGGCGUCAACCUAGACACCAAUGACGACCAGUUCUACCAGCGCUUCAACACCGGAUCCGUGUCUAUACCCUGGCAGCGAGAGAUGAUCGAGACGAAAUGUUAUGAGGAACUGAACGUCUUUGGCCCCGGCAACACACCAACAAAUGACCUGAGGAUGGACUUGCCUCCUCCGCCCGAGAAGAGAGGCUGCUUCAAUUUCACACGCAAGAAGCGCCGGUAGUUGCUGAGAAAUGGCAGGUUUUCUCUUCGCUGGUCAGUCGUCAGUUCUACCAUUAGCAUCGUUUGUAGAGUUGUGAAGCUCUUCUCUUGAUUGUGGCGCUUCGCCUGCGGGUGCUUCACCUAUGGGGGUUUCAACUGCGUUUGCUUCACCUAUGGGUGUUUCAACUGCGUUUGCUUCACCUAUGGGUGUUUCAACUGCGAUUGCUUCACCUCGAGCGGCAUUCUGCGUCUUGCACCACAGCAGCAGCAGCAACAAUGAUGAAGGCUGCGCAUAAGACUGUGGCAACGUGCCAUUUGUUCACGCAUAAAAUGUUUCUCCAAAGUUAACAGUUAAGGGUUUGAGCAAUGCAGUGAUACCAGUCUAUUUUGUAAAUCAUCGUCAUUCGUCAAGAAAUCUAGACCAUCAGAUUGUGUGGAAAACAUCUACACCUUCUUAAGCAGGUGUUAAGUACUAUCAUUAACAAGAAUUGUGUUUGGAUUUACCUACAUACCUUAGUUCACUAUGUCCAUGAUUUCUAAUAAUUAUGGCUUGUUCUUAAGUGCGUUCUUCAUAUUCUGCUAUAAAAGCAAUCAUCAGUUUGUAGUUUGUAAAAGGUUCUGCCACUCACAUAGAAAGACUCUUCUCCACUCUGUGCUCAUGUUGAUUUUGUUGUCCCAUUUGUUAUAUUAUUUAUCAAGACUCUUUGUAAAGAUUGAAAACUAUUCCCUGCAUUUAUAACUGCUGACAACUGAGGUAAUUUGUGUGUCUUUGUGUAAUAACUGCGAUGUAUUUUGUAUAGAAAUGUAAAUAGGAGAUGCUAGUGCUUUUCUUAGAUGCGAUAGAACUGAGCUGUUCUCACUGACUGAAAUUCAUUGUCUUAAUUUACUUUGUUUUACGUUCUACAACAGAACAAAUAUAUGAAUUACUGAAUUACUAACAGUAUUAAAGUUUUAUAAAUUAACUUCCCAAAGUAGCCUGCUAUACUUUUGUGGAAGGACAUCAAUUAUUAUUCAACCUCUUCCUUUCAUCUUUUAAUCAUACCUACCUAAUCAAAGUCGAUUGAAAAUGUGACUUUGAUCAAUUUAUCGAUCUUUGACCUAAUCGAUCAAUUGAAAAUUUGACAUUCUUUUCUCUGCUCUCUCUUUUACUUCUUUUCUUAUAUGACGAUGAAUUUAUUUUUUCCCUAGUCCAAAUCUACGUAGCCUCUCUCUCAUUUACUUCUUGUCUUGUACGACAAUGAAUUUAUAUUUUCCCCGGUUCAAAUCUAUGUAGCCUCUCUCUCUUACUUCUUGUCUUGUACGACAAAGAAUUUAUAUUUUCCACAGUUCAAAUCUACGUAGCCUCUCUCUCUUUCACUUCUUGUCUUGUACUACAAUGAAUUUAUAUUUUCCCCAGUCCAAAUCUACGUAGCCUCUCUCUCUUUCACUUCUUGUCUUGUACUACAAUGAAUUUAUAUUUUCCCCAGUCCAAAUCUACGUAGCCUCUCUCUCUCUUUUUCUUCUUGUCUUAUAUGACAAUGAAUUUAUAUUUUCUCCAGUCCAAAUCUAUGUAGUCUCUCUUUUACUUGUCUUAUAUGACAAUGAAUUUAUAUUUUCCCAGCCCAAAUCUAAGUAGCCUAUCUCUUUCUUUUACUUCUUGUCUUGUACGACAAUGAAUUUAUAUUUUCCCCAGUUCAAAUCUAUGUAGCCUUUCUCUCUCUUUUACUUCUUGUCAUUUAUCACAAUGAAUUUGUUUUCCCCAGUCCAAAUCUAUGUGUCCUAUCUUGACUGGUUCAUGCGCAAAUUCUGCAUGCUGAUUCCCCGCUGAUGCUGUUUGAUUAUAUUUCGUUGAGCUUAUGAAGUCUGAUGAUGACAAUGAGCGCAUGGAAAAUGAGUUCACUUGGCACACUCUUCGUUAUUUGCUUACAGCCUCUUUUCUCUAUAUUGAUAGUGUCACUCAUCGUCUCGGUGCUAUGUCAUGCGUUCUUGUCACAAAAUUCCCAGUGUUUUGUUAUGAUUUAUUUUUUACGUUUAAGUUAAGGUUUGAUUUUAUAUCUGACAAUGUGUCCUUUAAAAGACUUGUGUUAUAUUAGCACAUUAUUCCAUGUUUUAACAACAGACGUACAAGGGCGCGCAAAUAUUCAACAAUCGAGUCUCCUUUAACAGCUGUAGUGUUGAGCUUUUAUCUAGAGUUAUCUACAACAAUGCUUUCAUUGGAAGCGGGUUAAAUGCAGUUUAAAUCUUAGUGCUAGAUUGAGCCUCCAGGUCGAUCCAUUAUAUCCUGGGCCAGUCCAACUGAGGAAUAGUCCUGGGAUUCCUCUUCAUUUAUUUGCGUGAUCUCUAUUGAGAUUUGUUCUAUAACUUUCUUCGAGUUCCUUUAUUGGUAACCCUUAAAUUCCUUAGCCCUUAAAUUCAAAUGCUUUCUCAUGGUCGAACGAUCGUUUGCCGUUCAAAACCCGGAUAUUGCGUAUCUAACAGAGUCUAAAGUUUUGGUUAAUGAGGUAAAAAUAAAUAAAAUCUAUCUUGAAGGUCAAUAACAUUUAUCUCUUGUCGUGGGCUGUAGGUAGAUUACAGUACAGCUCACUUUCUUCGCACAUCAGGAACCUUCCUUGUGCGACGUUUUUUUCGAAUUCUGGCUCGAGUCUCUGUAUAAAUAUGAAAAGUAUUAGCAUUUGUUCAAGUCAAAUUCAUCAACCUCCGCUCUUCAUCGGAGUGUUUUUUUUUAUAAUUCACUAAAUCCUUUGUCAAAUGAAAAUUACUACCUUCCUGCUCAUGUAUUUCAACGCAGUUGUAUAUUAUUAGAGAUUGGUAAUAUAUUUACUACUGAUCCAGAUCUGUGUUCUUGCCUGCUCGUGACUCGUAAAAUUAGAGAUAUUAAUUCAGCUUCCCUGUAGACUUCCUUCUGCUGAUGAUGCUCACGUGGCGUCUAGAUGCGUUUUUACGCGUAGUUUUCAUUGAAUUUUAAAUGCUUAAUGUAUCGCUGAGGAUCAGACUGGCAUACGGGUUCGCUAGAUGCCGUGCCUCACGGUUGAAAGUUAUCAAUCAGCAAUCAUGUAGCAAGAGCCUGGAAUUUGCAAGAGCGUCAUUUCUAAUAAUGGAAGGUAAUAAAUACUAGCUUGGUAUGGUCUGGAAAAUCGAAAUGCUGUGUGUGCGAUAGGAAACACUCGAGAGCUAAACUCCUGAAAUUCACGUCAAGAACAUCAGCUGCAUCUGCAAGGGGGAUGGGAAAAACAAUGUAGCAUCGAAGAAUGCCAAACUAACUGUUUUCAAAAUUUUUUUGGGAUGUACGCGAUAUUAUCUUAUUACCGACUCGCUCUGUCGUGCAGUUGUCUUCUUUAGUAAAUGCUCAUUUCCUUGGAAAACACUUGCAGUAAGCGUUAAGGUCAUAGUUUGUAAGACGUUCUCAGGAGACCGCUACUAUCAUCCUUUUCCUGUUCUAGCCAAUAUUUUCCUCUGCUUCCUGAUGUCUUGCCGAUCCUUGCCAUUUCCGGUUAGCCGAGGUGUUUUUGGAAGCUCUUUCUCCUUAAAUUCAAACUUAUAUCUACUAUCCCAUUCUUGAAAGGAUGUGUGUGUCAUGUUUCGAUGUUCUUAGUCUAGAUAGCAUUGAUUCUCAAGUGUCUGGCAGUACAAUGCUGUGUCUCCAGUAGCUGUGUCAGCUUCAGAUUGGUGUUCUUUGUUAAUCUAAGGCUUUUAUGGAGUAUCGCUCUACCACGCUUCUUCUGUUAUGGUCAUGCUAUCGUCUAAUCCAUUCGGACUUUCUUGCGAUUGUUGUUUAAAUCCCGCGCAGUCGUGCCAUCUUGGUCUGAUUCAGACUCAGCGCUUGAUUUUCCGUAUUCAACGUUUAGACAACUGCACUUGGGGAUGCAUUUCAACUUGUUUAUCGAACUGUUAUAUUUUUUUUGCUACACUCGGUCUUCAAAUUCUUCUCAAUAAGUUAGUAGGUGAUCAUGGAUUUCUACCUAUUGAAACUUUUGCGAUGCUCGAGGUAGGUACACUCCUUCACUCCGGAGCUGACUAGUGGGCUACUUGUGUUAACUACUAGUACUCGAUGUUGAAUUCCGACAAAUUGUUCAUACUGGCUAUCCGCUGCGGGAACUGCUAGAAACGUGCGUGUCAUCCAUUGUAGUUUUUUUAAAUUUGACCUGUUGACUGUUUUAAUCUUUUUUUAAAUAAUGAUGAGAAUUCGGAAAUACGUGAUGGCCUAGACAUCGAUAAUGAACUCUCUUUCCAUCACUUCCGCUAGCAGCACAAUCUCACUACGGAAUACACUUGAAUGAAUGAUCUUGCAUUAUAGUAUUUUCAUAAAGUUACGUUUGCAUGACAAUUUUUGGAUUAUACACUUAUUGCGACCACUGUGUCCAUGUAUUUUAAAGGAUCAAUUGCGAUUUGAAAAUGCACCUUUUGUAAUUUCGAAGUAAUGUCAUUUGUAAAUAUGUCUCAUUAUUGAAUUAUUUUGUUGGUUCUAACAGCAAGAAAAUUAUUAUAUUUAUAUUUGUAUGAAUUUCCGAAAAAUGAUUGAAUUUCUCGUGGGUUACAUAUCCCAUCUCUUGAAUAAUCUGGAGCAUAUAAUUGCUCGAGAAUCGUAAGGUACAGCACCCAACCGUCUGUUAUCUGCUGCCAUCAUGACGUCAUCGAGCCACCAUCAUGCCACGUAAACUUUACUCCAGUUUAUAUCCUGUGUUCUAAUCCCAGUGCCAGCUUGGCUGGUGUGUAGAUUCUUAGUCUAUGUUCCCUUUAAUUGUAUACAAAACAGAAAAUGUAUAGUCAUAGUUGGUAGAGAUAGGGUCUAAAUGUUGAAUGCUUCAAUGCAUUUUCCCAUGGCUGUUCGUAAAAUCCAGUUUGUCAUCGAUGUCGUCUGAACCACAUCACUUUUCAUUUAUGUGUGCUCGUAUCUUGUACUGUUCGAGUUAUAUGCACGUUCCUACUCUUCCGUGUUAUUAGUUGACUCGACUUCGAAGUAUUUUCUAUUUCUUUCCUAUUUAUCUCGUCUCCUAUUAAUUAAAUUGAUUUGUAUUUCUUCCGGAGCGGGCCUUCGAACCGUUAGGGUUUCUUGCACUUCCUGCCAUGCUCUCGUCUGACUCGUCUCGUUGCUGAAUAUCUUCGAUUGCCUCUAGUUUGCACAACCAAACAAACUUUGUAAAAACGUUCGCUGAUCUACUGUACUUUUCCAAUAAAAUUAUCUUCA